AUGUCAACUGAUGAUGAUAUUUCGGCUGUUUCGGAUGUUGAAAAUGCAAAAAUAUCAGAUGGUACAAGUACAGCUGGUGAACAUAAUACGGAUAAAGUCAAUGAUGCAAAAGUUGAAGAACAAUCCGAUGUAAAUUCAAGAAUCGAAGAAGAAAAUCAACCUGAUGAUGAAAUAAAAAGAGAAAAUAAUAAACGUGAUAUUGAUGAAAUUGAAAAAAAUGGUUCAAAAGAAGAAGAAGGACAAUCGGCAGUAGAAAAUGAACAAGAUGAAACAGUCGAAUCAAUAUCAACAAAUAAAAAAAUAAAAAUUAUUGAUACAACAACAGAUGAAAAUAAUGAAACAGAUUCGGAAUUACCGAAAGAAGAAUUAACUGUUGUUUAA
Molecule: messenger RNA, 381 nt
Organism: Rotaria sp. Silwood1
Lineage: Eukaryota; Metazoa; Rotifera; Eurotatoria; Philodinida; Philodinidae
Source: the annotation of a GenBank genome assembly